AAUCACUACAACAAAUAAGAAGAGAUAACAUCAUAUUGGAUUCAAAACCCUAUCACUCAUCACUCACUACCUACUACACAAUCUCCAACAGCCGCCACCAGGCCACCGUGCCGGAGGAUUCGUCUUCCUCCGACCGGUUCUUCUCUCGCCGUCGCCGCCGCCUCUUUCAGUAAUGUUUGAAGGACUGGUUCAUCAGUUGCUUCUGGGUUACCUGGGCCGAUAUUUCAAAGAUAUCCAGAAGGAGCAGCUGAAAAUUAGACUUGAGGAAGUACUAUUGGAGAAUGUGGAGCUGAUACUUGAAGCAUUUGAUUAUCUUCAGCUCCCAUUUGCACUAAAGCAAGGUCGAGUUGGGAAGCUAAGCAUCAAAAUUCCAUGGAAAAAGCCCUGGGACCCCAUUAUAAUCAUUUUAGAGGAUGUCUUUAUUUCAGCAUCACAGCGAGAUGAUCAAGAGUGGAGUGCUGAUGCUGUUGAAAAAAGAGAAUUUGCUGGCAAAAAGGCCAAGCUGGCAGCGGCAGAGUUGGAAAAAUUAUCCAGACGUGUGUGUGGUAAGCCAUUUAAGUUCAAAUUGAAGUGCAUUGCUUAG
This is a messenger RNA of Gastrolobium bilobum, 583 nucleotides long. RefSeq names its product intermembrane lipid transfer protein VPS13-like. Gene Ontology annotation, cellular component: extrinsic component of membrane. Gene Ontology annotation, biological process: protein targeting to vacuole; protein retention in Golgi apparatus. The transcript is spliced from 5 exons. The record is from RefSeq and is a predicted model, not a curated record. The coding region runs from base 173 to 583 and encodes 136 amino acids. NCBI's taxonomy places the organism in Eukaryota, Viridiplantae, Streptophyta, Magnoliopsida, Fabales, Fabaceae.